AAACUUUUCGACUUUGGUUUUGAUGAACUAUUAAAAAUCAUCUUUUUUAACCGUGAAAUAUAUAGAAAUUAAAGUAAAGUUUUAAGUUAAGAAGGGGAUGUUAAAAAGUUUAGUGAUCUUAACCCUAUUGGGGCUAAGUAUGGGAGAUGUUGAUCCUGGACCAGAACCUUCUUGUCCAAGCGACAACUCUGUCCAAGCUUACUUUGCCACAAAUGACUGUACAAAGUAUUGGCAAUGUUCAAAUGGGGUGGCAUAUUUAAUGCCCUGCGCCCCUGGUACCCACUGGGAACAGUCCUUGUGGAUUUGUGUACACAUAGCUUCCUCAACUUGUACUGGGGAAGGAUGGAGUUCUACGAAAGCACCUACAACUCCUAUUACUACUACUACUACUACUACUACUACUACUACAACUACGCAAGCGCCUAUUACUAAAUCAACUACAACCACUCCGGCUUCUACGACUACCAAAGCAUCUACGACGCCAAUUACAACCACAAAUGGAGCUCCUGGAGAAUGUCCUUCUGUAGAUGGUCCAGAUUCUAUCUAUUUUCCUGAUCUCGACUGUACAAAAUUCUGGCAAUGUUCAAAUGGUGUUGCUUACCAACAUAAGUGUCCAGCUGGUCUCCACUUCAACCCUGUUUUAAACGUAUGUGACUGGCCAGAUCAACCUGGUUGCGAGGGAGGCAAUAGCCCUUCAACACAGCCAACUACCACAUCUACACAAAGUGCUUCUACUACUAAACCCACAACCAGUACACCAACUACUCAAGCAACCUCCACUGAGGAAGUACAAACAACAACAAAUAUAUCUCCUGGAGAAUGCCCUCUUAAAGAUGGUCCAGAUUCCAUCUACUUCCCUGAUCCUGAUUGUACAAAAUUCUGGCAAUGUUCAAAUGGUGUUGCUUACCAGCAUACCUGUCCAGCAGGUCUACAUUUCAACCCUAUUUUAAACGUAUGUGACUGGCCAGACCAAGCUGGUUGCGAGAAAGGUAAUAACUCUACAACACAGCCGACUAACACAACCACACAAAGUGCUUCUACUACUAAGCCCCCAACAACUCAAGCAACUUCCACAGAGGGAGUACAAACUACAACCACAAAUGGAGCAUCUGGAGAAUGCCCUCCUGUAGAUGGUCCAGAUUCUAUCUACUUCCCCGAUUCUGACUGUACAAAAUUCUGGCAAUGUUCAAAUGGUGUUGCUUACCAGCAUACCUGCCCAGCUGGUCUACACUUCAACCCUGUUUUAAACGUUUGUGACUGGCCCCAUCAAGCUGGUUGCGAGGGAGGCAAUACCCCUUUAACACAGCCAACUACUACAACUACAAAAAGUGCUUCUACUACUAAACCGUCAACCAUAACUACUCAAGCAACUUCUACUGAGAAAGCGGAAACAACAACUACAACUGGAGUUUCUGGAGAAUGCCCUCUUGUAGAUGGUCCGGAUUCCACCUAUUUCCCCGAUCCCGAUUGUACAAAAUUCUGGCAAUGUUCAAAUGGUAUAGCUUACCAGCAUACGUGCCCAGCUGGUCUACACUUCAACCCCGUUUUAAACGUUUGUGACUGGCCAGAUCAAGCUGGUUGCAAGGGGGACAAUAGCCCUUCAAUACAGCCAACCACUACAACUAGACAAAGUGCUUCUACUACUAAACUCCCAACCACUAUAUCAACUACUCAAGCAACUUCCGCUGAGGAAGCACAAACAACAACUACAACUGGAGAGCCAACAUAUAAAACUACACAAAGUGCUUCUACUACUAAACUCCCAACCACUAUAUCAACUACUCAAGCAACUUCCGCUGAGGAAGCACAAACAACAACUACAACUGGAGAGCCAACAUAUAAAACUACACAAAGUAUUUCUACUACUAAACCCCCAACUACUGCGCGAACAACUCAGGCAACUUCCACCGAGAAACCACAAACAACAACCACAACACGAUCUUUCACUGAACAAGUGAGUGAGCAAACCGGGAAAGAGGUUACAGAAGAAUCUUCUGAGCAACCUACCGAAGCGUCUACUGAACCUGAUGGUCAAACCAGUACCCCAAAACAUACAACUGAGGUUGUGUCUACAACUGAGGCUGUAACUACUACAACUGAAGGUAUGACUACAACUACAACAACUCAAGCCCCAGCUACGCCCGAGUGCUUACCUCCUCCAACAAUAUGUACUUGCACAUGCGUUCCUCAAGAACCUACAACAACUUCAGUCUGGACCACUUCGUUGCCUUCAUCGACCACACCUGUCACUUCCAGACCUCCGAAUCUAACAACUACUUCUCAAACUACUAGUGAAGAAGUAAGCUCUUCGGUAGAAGAUGAUACAACCGGAAAUGGAGAAGUCAGCACUUCAAGUAAUACAGAUGUAACAUCUGAAGGCUCUGAGGAACAAAAUGAGAAUAGUACACCUAGUUCAAAUGACAACCAGUCGAGUACUGAAAAUAAUAGUGAAGAACUGACUACUCCCUCUGAACAGGAUUGUGACAAUGGACCUAUUGCUCCAGGAGUUUGCCCAUCAGAAGACGGAGACCAAUCAGUAUAUCUACCUGAUAAAGAUUGCACCAAAUUUUGGCAAUGUUCAAAUGGAGUUGCCCACUUAAUGAACUGUUCUGAAGGCCUACACUUUAACCCAACUUUAAAUGUGUGUGAUUCGCCAUGGGAUGCUGGCUGCGAUGAAAACGUCACAAAACCCAUCGUGGAUUUCGAUGAAUCAUCCUCUACCCCAGAAUCUACAAUGGACGAAAAUACCUCGCCUUCUCAAGAGUCAACAGUAGUAAUUACUUCUACUAAGGAAACAACAAACGCAGGAACUAGCACCACGCCAGUUGAUAGUGUGUCCACUACUGAAGCUGAGUUUGAUGGACCAAGUAGCUGUAGUGAAUUAUCCAAUUUAUGCCCUGCCGUCGAUGGAGAAGAUCCAACUUAUAUUGCUUUGGAAUAUUGCGGUGGAUUCUGCCAAUGUUCCAAUAGAGCAGCUUAUUAUCAUCCAUGUCCACCAACACUUCACUUUAAUCCAGAGCUAAACGUUUGUGAUUAUCCGUAUAGAGCGGGAUGCACUGGAAUCGCUGGCACUACCCCUACUACUUCCAAGCCAACCUCUUCCAGAGAAAGCUCCUUAAGAACAGAGGGACACACACCAACUAUUGAGGCUACAACUACCACCACAACCCAGAGUCCAACAACUACCAGUACAACAAAGGCUGCUACUACAACCACAACAACAACCGAAUUACCUACAACUAGCCAGGAAACGGAUAAUGUAGAUUACGUGUGUCUUGAAAGGCCUAAUGAUUUUUUCCUAAGUGCCCAUCCUAAGAAUUGCUCACAAUAUCUCACGUGUGAUCAUGGAAAGAGUGACGUAAUGCAAUGUCCAGCAGGGUUGCAUUUCAGUCCAACCAUCUACGUAUGUGUCUCACCAGCUAUGGCCGGAUGCACGGCCACAGUUUUAGAACAGCCAAUUGGCUUCGCAGCCAAUUUAAAGCAAUUCUUUAAAGGAUGGUUUUAAAGCCUUAGUUUUUUAGAAAAUAUAAAUAUAUAAUAUUUGAAAUAUAGAGUUAUACUUGUG
Anthonomus grandis grandis is the source of this 3565-nucleotide messenger RNA. RefSeq names its product mucin-5AC-like. Gene Ontology annotation, molecular function: chitin binding. Gene Ontology annotation, cellular component: extracellular region. The transcript is spliced from 13 exons. Bases 98 to 3505 code for a protein of 1135 amino acids. NCBI's taxonomy places the organism in Eukaryota, Metazoa, Arthropoda, Insecta, Coleoptera, Curculionidae. The record is from RefSeq and is a predicted model, not a curated record.